CACUUGCUUUCCUUCUCCUUCCACCAACCACAGCACCCCAUAGGAGCUUUGGCGACAGAGCUCCACGGGGAGAUAUCUCUGCCCUUUCACCAAUUUAGGUCUGCUCCAUUUUGGGUGUUGCUAAGUUCUUCUUCCUCUGAUCCCCAAGAUCAUGGCAGAAUCACUGCUUUUCCCUUUGGUGCGUGGCGUGGCCAGCAAGGCCACAAACGCCCUCGUCCAGACCGUGACCCGCAUGUGUGGCCUCGAUGACGACCGCCAAACGCUGGAGCACCAUCUGCUAGCCGUGGAGUGUAAGCUGGUCAACGCGGAGGAAAUGAGCCAAACAAAUGGCUACGUCAAGAGCUGGAUGGAGAAGCUCAAGGCCGUCGCCUACGAGGCCGACGACGUCCUCGACGAAUUUGAGUACGAGGCGCUGCGCCGCAAAUCCCAGAUCGGCAACUCCACUUCCUGCAAGGUACUUGGCUAUGUCACGUGCUGCAGCCUGCUGCUCUUCCGUUUUGCCAUGAGCAAGAAGCUCGAGGCAGUCCUCGGUAAGAUCAAGGAGCUGGUUGAGGAGAUGAACACGUUUGGCCUUGAGAAUUCUGGGAGUCGGGAGUACCAGCAACAUCCUUGGCGGCAGACGCACUCCAAACUGGAUGAAUCUACAAAAAUAUUUGGAAGAGGUGAUGACAAGGAGGGAGUGGUGAAGUUGCUGCUAGACCAGCAAGAUCAGAGGAUGGUGCAGGUGCUGCCCAUCUUUGGCAUGGGAGGUCUUGGCAAGACAACACUUGCUAAGAUGGUGUACAAUGACCAAGAGGUCAAGCAACAUUUCGAGUUGAAGAUGUGGCACUGCGUGUCAGAGAAUUUUGAUGUUAUUGCUAUUGUGAAAUCCAUCAUUGAAUUAGCUACAAAUGAAAGAUGUGACCUGCCCGACAAUAUUGAACUAUUGCAGAAGAAACUUGAUGAAGUCACUGGCCAAAAGAGAUUUUUACUUGUUCUCGAUGAUGUAUGGAAUGAAGAAAAGAGGAUGUGGGAUGAUGAAUUGAAGCCAAUACUUUGUUCUGUUGGCUUACCAGGAAGUGUUAUAGUGGUCACAUGCCGAAGCAAGCAAGUGGCAUCUAUAAUGGCCACCAUUAAGCCCCAUGAGCUAGCAUUUCUGAGUGAAGAAGAUUCGUGGGAACUGUUUUCGAACAAAGCAUUUAGUGAUGGUGUAGAGGAGCAACUAGAGUUACACACCAUUGGAAGACGUAUUGUCAAUAAAUGCGAGGGGUUGCCUCUUGCUCUGAAGACAAUGGGUGGAUUGUUGAGCUCAAAGAAACAAGUAGAUGAAUGGAAAGCCAUAGAAGAAAGUAACAUUGGUGCUAAUGUUGGAGGUAAAUAUGAGGUCAUGCCUAUACUAAAGUUAAGCUACAAACACCUGUCAUAUGAAAUGAAGCAAUGUUUUGCAUUUUGUGCACUUUUUCGCAAGGAUUAUGAGAUGGAGAAGGGUAUGUUGAUCCAACUAUGGAUGGCAAAUGGCUUCAUUCAAGAAGAUGGAACAAUGGAUUUAACACAGAAAGGAGAAUUCAUUUUCCAUGAGUUGGUUUGGAGGUCCUUCCUGCAAAAUACAAAAGAAGUACUCAGCAGUGCUUAUUCUGUUAGCUCAAAAUAUGAGACGGUAGUAUUUAAAAUGCAUGACUUAAUGCAUGACUUAGCCAGAGAUGUUAGCAAUGAAUGUGCCACCAUAAGAGAAUUAAUUAAACAGAAAGCAUUGGUAAAAAAUGUCCGUCACCUUCAAAUGUCAAGGGUUAAACUGGAAAAGAUCUGUGGGUUGUUUGAUGGCAGAACAUCUGUCCGCACUUUGUUAGCUCCUUCAAGGAUACAACAUCGUUUUUUACACCAGGAUAUUAAACGACUUCCAUAUUUAUUGCCAUUUGUAUCAUUACGAGCAUUGCGAUGGCAGAGUGUUCGCGUCAGUUUCAAUGUUGAAAAUGCAAAACAUUUACGGUAUCUUGACCUCUCCACUUCUCACGUCAAUGUUAGAUUGCUACAUUCAGUAUGCCUAUUGUAUAACCUCCAAACAUUGAGGCUCAAUCGUUGCUCUGGACUACGACAGUUUCCCGAAGACAUGAUGAUAAGCCUGAGAAAGCUAUUACAUCUUUAUCUUCUUGGAUGUCAUGAGUUGGAGCGGAUGCCUCGAAACAUCGGUCAGCUGAACAACCUUCGGACACUAACAACAUUUGUUGUGGAUACUAGAGAUGGUUAUGGCAUUGAGGAGCUCAAAGACUUGCAACAGCUUCGCGGCAGGUUGGAACUGUACAACUUGAGAAAAAUAAAGAGUGCAGGGCAUGCAAAAGAAGCCAAUCUCCAGCAGAAGCAAAAUCUGAGUGAGUUAUUGUUCUCUUGGGGUCUUAAAAAAUAUGACAAGCCCGAAAAUGAGGCAUGUAAUGAGGAAGAAGUGUUCCAGCAUCUAGAACCUCAUAGCAAGAUCCAAAUUUUGGAAUUGUAUGGAUAUGGUGGCCCAGAAAUACCACGAUGGAUGAGAGACCCUCAGAUGUUUCAGUGCUUAAGAAAACUCAUUAUUGCCAACUGGACAAGGUGUAAGAGUUUACCUGUAGUAUGGCUCUCACCCUCACUGGAGUACUUACACUUGGACAACAUGGAUAAACUGAAGACAUUGUGUGAUAACCUUUGCAUAGAAGGUGGAGGACGCAGUACUCCUCUACAAAUUUUCCCAAAGUUGAAGGUGAUGGUCUUGGAAGAGCUACCUAGUCUAGAGGGAUGGGCAGAAAACAAUGAGGGUGUGGCCAUUGAUAGCUCAGUAAUAUUCCCUAUGCUUGAGAAGCUAGAAAUCAACCGCUGCCCUAAGGUUGCAAGUUUUCCACUGAGCCCCGUUCUCAAAGACCUGAGUUUAGCAGAAUUCCCGGCACGGGAGAUGAAGUGUUUAAGGGAUAUUCCAAUGUUGCCUACAUCCCUUGAAAUUUUGUGGAUUCAAUGCUUCGGAGGUUUGGUGGUGCUGCCGUCAAACCUAGGAGAUCUGGCAAAGCUGAGCUACCUACUGGUGCAUAGCUGCAGCAACCUGAAAGGGUUGCCUGAUGGGAUGGAUGGCCUCACUUCUCUUCGGCGAUUAUGGAUAACUCAUUGUCCAGCAAUAGAAGUAUUCCCGAAUGGUCUCCUUCAGCGUUUACCAGCCCUUGACCGCCUACACAUACAAGGCUGCCCCGAGUUGGAAAGACGAUGCAGAGAAGGUGGGGAGUAUUUCAACCAGCUGGUCCCACGUAAAUCAGGAUUAAGAACUGGAGCUCCAGAAGCAGAAGCAGAAUCCACAAUUAUAGCACCAGAAGCUGGAACCAGCAGAAAGAAGUUUCUAAGAAGUCUCUUGUGCUCACUCGAAGUCCGAUGAUAACUAAGGUUGGAAGAGUUGAAAUCCGCCAAAGCUCUGUAUGUUGGUGUCAGUGCUGUGAUGCAGAGUCGACGAAGGCUUCUUUCACGAGCAUGACCGAGGCCGAGGAAUGGCCGAGUGUUUCAGGACAACCAGAAGUAUGGUAGCAGCGGUCGCCGCUGGUUCCUCUUGAGAUGAGGUUACGUCGACCCAACCUUCGAGCUGAGCUCGGACAGGAAAAAUCGUUUAGUUACAUUUCUCAUUUCUCCGACAAACGGCCCUUCAACAAAUUUAUUUCCUCCAAGCUCUCAAGGUGAUUGGAAGGAACCAAGUGCCGGAUGACGUCAGCUGCAGCACUGUUUCGUUCUUAACAAACGAGAAAUUCAGAUACCACUCUGUGAUGGCAGCGUCAGGGAAAUCCAAGCAGUUCAUCAAAUCCGUAUGAAUGCAUGCCUUGGUUGGAGUCUCUGAAAGCAUCCGCAAACUGAAGGAACCAAUGCCAUGCCCGUCAAGCGAAUUCCGAACUCCAUCGUCACUGCAGUGAUGAGUCUUAUCUGAAAGUAGAUGUGAUAAUCAGAACUAGAUCCUGCUGUGACUAUCGCCGCUUUCCCUAGAGAUUUUCUCUAGCAGAGUAUCUGCCUAUGCGUUCGGCCAGCAAUCUGCCUAUGUCAAUCCGUUUUCUAUGCAUGUAUGUCAGUGCAAACUUCUACGUAUUUUCCUACAAAUUUUCUCUGAGAGGAACGAAGUCUCAACUUGUGCAAAACUUGUGCUUAUUUGAGGAGGAAGAGUGCAGCUGGCUGACGCUUAUACUGAA
Messenger RNA from Triticum aestivum (bread wheat), 4154 nucleotides. RefSeq names its product disease resistance protein RGA2. The transcript has 7 exons. The record is from RefSeq and is a predicted model, not a curated record. Gene Ontology annotation, molecular function: ADP binding. NCBI's taxonomy places the organism in Eukaryota, Viridiplantae, Streptophyta, Magnoliopsida, Poales, Poaceae. The coding region runs from base 152 to 3361 and encodes 1069 amino acids.